Molecule: messenger RNA, 1297 nt
Organism: Haliaeetus leucocephalus (bald eagle)
Lineage: Eukaryota; Metazoa; Chordata; Aves; Accipitriformes; Accipitridae
Gene: CEP44
Product: centrosomal protein 44kDa
Exons: 10
Coding region: 45-1172 (375 amino acids)
Cellular component (GO): centrosome; spindle pole
Source: RefSeq, a predicted model, not a curated record
UUACAUUUAUUUCAUAAUCUGAAAGAAGAAUAGCGUUUGGAAUAAUGGCAACAGGAGACCUAAAAGGAAGUUUAAGAAAAAUAGAACAAGGACUUCGCUUGUUAAAUUAUCCAAGAGAUGUGGAUUAUACAGUGUUAGUAAAGGGUGAUCCAGCUGCAUUUUUACCUAUCAUCAGCUAUUCUUUUACAUCUUUUUCAACUUACAUAGCAGAACUUUUGGUAAAGUGCAACGUGGAACUCACAGCAAAGAGUGACUUGCGUUUUAUUGAAGCUAUUUAUAAGCUUCUUCGAGAUCAAUUUCAAUAUAAACCAAUUUUAACAAAGCAGCAGUUUCUUCAGUUUGGCUUUGCAGAAAGAAAAAUGCAGAUUGUUUGUGACAUUAUCAACUGUGUGGUGAAAAAACAUAAAGAAUUAAGUAACUCAAAUAAGGUUAAAUCCCAAACGAGGAAAAAACUCAGAUCUUUUAAAUAUGAAGUAUGGUCAAAUUGUGAUAAUGUCCUUGCUGAUCCUAGUGGCAGUGAUCUGAAUUCCAAACAGAAGCCUCAAGUAGAACGGCACUCAGGAAAUGAAGUUAAUGGUGACCUUCAUCCACUACCCCUUCCAGCACAGGGAGGUAAUGAAGAGGAAUUGUACCUAGACCGUGAUGUUGUGGAAGUUAAAUGUGAACAAGUCAUAGAAGAUAAUUCUCAGAUUGAGUUCCUAAAGAGUCAGCUUGCUGAUUGCCAGGAAAAGCUUCAUAAGCUAGAUUGGAUGGAAGAUAAACUAUGUGUUCUAGAAGAGAAACUGAAAGGAAAGGUGAUCAUAGAUGAGAAGGACUGGAAUAACUUGUUGAGUCGAGUUUUGCUUCUUGAAACAGAACUUUUGUUGCAAUCCAAAAAGAGAGACUUACCUACAGAGUUUGGCAAUGUAAGUCAAGAAUGUACUUCUAGUAGGAUUCCAGUUUCUCCUGGUACAGAGAGGAAGGAGGAGAUGCCAGAGAGUCUUCAUCAGUGGUCUGGAUACAGUUCACUAUUAUCCACAGACCCAUCACCCAAAGCCAUGACCAUUAAUUCUCAUGAUUUGACAGAUGUUUCAAAGGAGACAACAAGACAAAGAAUGGAAAGGAUAAGUAAAAUAAUUGAAGAAACCUCAGAAUUGUUGAAAACAUCAAGCAACACCUCUGAGAAGACCUGAAAGCACAGGUUUUCAGACCUGGUCCCUGUAGACUUAUGGAUAUCAGAACUAAUAUGUAUGUUUGUACAGCGUUAAAUUUUUAAUAUAUCAAAUUUGUUAUGAUCACCAGUCCUUUUAUUCCUUUG